Molecule: messenger RNA, 1878 nt
Organism: Paraphaeosphaeria sporulosa
Lineage: Eukaryota; Fungi; Ascomycota; Dothideomycetes; Pleosporales; Didymosphaeriaceae
Exons: 2
Coding region: 1-1878 (625 amino acids)
Source: RefSeq, a predicted model, not a curated record
AUGUUUCUGACGACCAUUGGUGCGGCUGUCCCAAGUCAAAUCAGUCCUCCUCCCAAUAUUCCUCCGCCUCCCGCUCCGGAGCCCAUUGAGGUGUGUGAACUCCCACUACCACCGGUGGCUCCCAGCGACGACGUGGGAUCCUGUACCUUGCAAGUCAAUCCCAGGGGCACAGGCUGUAUACUGCGUGUCUUGGAUGGAUUUCAAGCAGGCGAUUUCACAACCGACGGAAACAACGUCAUCGUCAAUGUGAGGUUUACGGGUGCACCCGCAUCACCUGAUCCUGCGAGCAUUUACACGGGAGAUCAUUUGAUAUUGGUCAAGGCCGACGGGACGACUUUCGCACAUGGAGAUCCUUGGAAGUGCCUCAGCUGCGGUGUUCCGGGAAGCCAGCAGCAGUUGCGUGACCCUCAACUAGACUCCCCACACGUGUUCCGUAGUGGCGACAAGGCAUUAUGGGGCCACAAUAUUCUUGAUUGCAAUGGGACUCAGCUAGCCGAUGACGAGUGCACGGCAGAAAGGACCAAUAUUUACCCGAUAUACUGGGCUACUAUCAAGAACGGUACAGAUGUGAACGGUGCGCCUCGAGAACUGCGUCUGCAUCCGGACGAUACGCACCUCGGCUGGAGCUCGUUCACACCUUCAGGAGGACAGAACACGUUCUUCGGUCGUCUCCGGUUCAACCCUGAGCCAACAUCCGGCGAUGUUUUGGCCCCACGGUACGAGCUAGUCGACGUGAACCUACUACGUGAUCCGAAUCGUAGCGAGCACCUUACCGUGGAAGAAGGCGAACUUAAGUUUCAUGAUGAUGUGAUUGCCGUGGGAGAACUACGUGGUUUCUCAGGGACAGGCGAUGAGAUUGUCUACAUUGGCGAGACAUAUGAAGCCAACAACAUCGAUGUCUCGGCUGUGCAUGUCGUUACCGGAGCUGUUCGUCGCUUGACCGAGCACCCAGAGUACACCGAUCCGAUAUCCUUCUCAGCUGACAAUAAGUGGAUCGUUGCGCUGGACACACGUGGAACUAAUCGGCAAAUGUUCAUGUCCGGCUUGCGGCACAUUCCACCUCUCAUCGACCUUGUCACUGUGACUGUCGCGUCAUCAACUCGCAACAACGGAAACCGUCGAUUCUUCAACCCGAUCCUCAUCGACGGUUAUGGGGAUCGUGGCGACUACUUUGGCCAACAGAUCAACGCUGAAGGAGAUGGAGGUAAUGGGGCGGUGAACGACCCGAACUGGAAUGCCCGCGCAGACCCAGCGUUCUCGCGCGAUGGUACAAAGAUGGUAUAUUGGCAAGCUAUCGUUACGGGACGCGAAUGCGGAGGUACCAACCCCCUCCCUUGCCCGGUACCCACAACACAGGGUCAGCGUGUUUAUAGACUCAUGCUCGCUAAGCUGACAAGCCGGGCGCCACAAGAAGUACCGCCUGUCUUUGACGUACCCGACCAAUUGCCUUGGGCAACACCUUUCCCGCCAGGCACACCUUUGCUCAACACUACUCGAGGACCCGGCGCUGGAAAAUACACUCUGCGCGGCAAGAUCUCUGGUCUUGCUGAUGUGGAACUCUCCAGUUCCUCACAAGACCAAUCUGGUAGCUUCGAUAGCGUCGCUGUGACCUAUCGCGACUACGCUGACGUAGACGGAUACGUACUCAACGGCUGGGAGAAUGUCACAAGUAUUAUUCUGUGGCCAAACCCCUGGAACAAUCUGGUAGAUUGGUAUUCGGACAUUGAACAGACGGGUGUGGUCACUGCGUCCAAGAAGACUGGCUCAGACGGGUUUCAUUUGCAGAUCGAUGCGAUGUUGAACAUCUUCAACGCGACAGGGACAUUGACAACAACUGUUGAUGAGGUCGUUUAUGAGCAACCUGCAAAUGGAACCUAG